Messenger RNA from Penicillium angulare, 336 nucleotides. RefSeq lists its product as uncharacterized. Bases 1 to 336 code for a protein of 111 amino acids. NCBI's taxonomy places the organism in Eukaryota, Fungi, Ascomycota, Eurotiomycetes, Eurotiales, Aspergillaceae. The transcript is spliced from 3 exons. The record is from RefSeq and is a predicted model, not a curated record.
AUGAAAUCCUUGAAUUCCAUCGUGGAUGUGGUCUGGAGAGACAAGCUUCCGAUGCUUAUCGCUAGGGCGGUGUGGUACCGCCGCGAUACCUACGUCAUGUCCACCGUCCAAAUAUCAUGGAAAGCCGAUCUCCUGGAUAAUCCUCGAAGUGAUCUACUCAACACCGAAAAGGCUCAAAAGCUGGGACAUCUUCGGCGGGGAGUGUGGUGUUUAGAAAAUAUCCGCAAGACUGGGAUCGUCUCCUCGGCAUUCCUCAUCGUCGUUACUGAAGUUGAUCUUUGUGCCGAAGAGCUCGGUAUUCGUACUUCAAUCAUUGGAAAGAGACCUGCGUACUAG